Molecule: messenger RNA, 12819 nt
Organism: Pocillopora meandrina
Lineage: Eukaryota; Metazoa; Cnidaria; Anthozoa; Scleractinia; Pocilloporidae
Source: the annotation of a GenBank genome assembly
AUGUCCGAAAAUGAACAAAACUCUACGUCUAAAAACCUCGAUUCCGCUGGUAGUGAACUCACUUUCUCGACAGCAGUGGUUAUCGCUCUCCUAUCAGUCCCAGCAGUAGCGGGAAAUGCGUUGAUUUUAGCCACAAUCUGGAGGAGGACUUUUCUUAGAACAUCAUUCCAUUCUCUUCUUAGCGGAUUAGCAGUCACUGACUUACUAACAGGACUUAUUUCCCAGCCUUUGUACGCUUCUUUCCACUUGAUAAAUGGACAAAACGCGGCAGUAAAACUAGAUAAUCCAGAGGUAGUAAGUGUCCUUGGAAUAAUCGCUGGAUUUAGCAUCUACCUCUUUAUCAACAUCACUCUUGCUACUAUGACAGUAAUGUCCAUUGAGCGAUGGUUGCAUAUGUCUAGGAGAUCUUCUACAACAUCCCAUCGCCGAUAUUACGCUACUAUGGUAAUAUUACUCUCUCCGAUCCCUUCACUAGUUGUCUACAUUUUAACUUUGAGGGAACUAGCGUUUUGGUAUACCUUAUGUAAAAUAACAGUUGCAAAAUUUUCGUUUUGUUAUCUUAUCAUAUCUUUCGCUUAUUUUAAGGUUUAUCAAAUUAUUCGUCGUCACCAGCUUCAAACUCAGGCCACUGUAACAUCUCAGAACUUUGAUCAACCCGCAAUAGACUUGGCAAAGUACAAGAAAUCUGUGGCAAACAUGCUGUAUAUCUUUUUGCUUCUUUCUAUGUGUUUCUUACCUUUUUUUGUAUCUAGUGUGUUAUCUUUAUUAAUUACAGGUGAGGUGAAAGAAAGCUCUAUAGACCUGUCAAUGGUGCUGGUAUUUCUGUCUUCGUCGCUCAACCCAGGGUUGUACCUUUGGAGAAUGAGGGACAUUCGUAGAGGUCUUAAACAGCUAUUAGCUAGCUUAAGAACAUAAAUUUUAUCAACUUAUCAAAAUGGUUCCUUGGUCUGAGUAGAGUUACUCGUAGAGACACAACUGAACUUACUAGCGUGCUUCCGAUAAACCCUUAAAAAAAAUGCAUUUAAAUGUACAUGGCUAUUCCAAACCACAAGAAAUUCAAAUUUCAUGUUUGACGCAGUUCUUUCUAAAACAAAGUAGAAACAUUUUUUUUUUUGUCCUACUAAGGCUUUUGUUACGUACUGCCUAUUCUUAAAUAUACCUGCAAAAAUAGCUAAUGAACUGAACGUAAAAUUUUUACUUUGUUCUACAAUAUUCUUUGUGGCGUUCACGCAUAUUUCCAAGGAGCUGUAUAAAACUUCCUACACGAUGGUACAUAAUUCUAUUUGGCUUUAAGGUCAGCUGUCCCAAUAAUUCAAAGAUGUAAUUGCGGAUGGAAACGACAAACGUAAGCUCAGCAACUACAAUAGGUUUUGAAAACAUGAACCAAAUGAUAUUUGCGAAGCAAAAAUCAUAAAUAAUUAAAAAUGUUAUCAAGUAAUUCUACUCAUAAACAAAUCUCUAAAGGAAAAGAAGAAAUUAAAUUUGUAAUUUAAUCUCAUCUCAGUUUAUGUUAACAACUUCAAGGGGUCUUGAAAAGAUAGUAAUUAGUCCCAACAUGAUAUUAAUAAGUAAUCGAUCAAAAAACUAUCAGCUUCAAUAAAGAAAUACAUGUAAAAAAACUAAAUGUUUUGUAUGACUGUCGAGAUGGUCUGAUUUGAGAGAUAUUUGAAGCAAAUCGAUAAAAAGGUGACUGGAAUAAAAAAAAAAUUAAUAAUUUAAACUUGAAAAUUAAUGAAACAAACCGAGGUUAAUAUCUAAAAAACUGUUGGAAAAAUUAUUCAAACGGUUCGCGGCAGCAAGUCACCACAUUGUAGAUGUGAAAGCAGUUCCUAUGCAUCAUUUUUGGCUCGUAGGUUUAGCAAGAAAUCUGAUUGAGAUUUUCAUGCUUACUCCCCAAGCUACACCAUGUUCAAAAAAGCGAAAGUCGGUUUUUUUAUGCUCUUUAGACGACCGCAACAAUAAAAACCUCUAUUCCACUAAUAAUACAUUUGAUAUUUCAGCGGCAGCGGUAGUGGCAGCGGUGAAGAAUGGGUUAAUUCUGGCGACUAUUUGGAUGAUGAACUUUGCGAGAACUUCGUUCCAUAUUUUUUCUAGUAGAAUGGCUAGGACUGACUUGUUGAGUGAUCUAAUCGGUGGGCCCCUUCCUGCUUUGAGCAUAUUGGUUAAAGCUUUUUACAGGUUCGAAAUUGUCACAGGAUAAUCCAGUGCUAUUUGUCCUCAGUUCGUGAAGCUUUGUCUUUUUCGUCCCUAUUACUAUUGCUACCAUGACUUUGAUGUCCGUUGAAAGUUGCAUGAAGAUGUCUCAAAGAUCCUUAUUAUUCCUCAAGAUUCCAACCAUUGUCCUUUCAUUUUUAUGUACAAAAGAUCUAGCUUUUUUUAAAUAUAUUGUUAAUAGCGAUGAAAUCAGAGAUUUCAUUUUGUUUUCGUGGGACAGUGCUCGCUUAUUUCAAAGUUAACCGAAUUAUCCGCCGCCAUUAUAACCAAAUUUCAGAACUUUAGUCCACCCUCAAUUGACUUAGCGAAGUACAACAAACCUGUAGCAUCUAUGCUAUGUAUUUUAUUGUUAUUCUCAAUUUGUGUCUUGUUGCGUGUUAUUUCCACUACGGUAAGUGAAUAUGUUAAUUCAAAACGGCCGGCAAGAGAAGACGAAAGGACAGUUCUCUACCAUGGCGACAGUGGUGCUAAUUGUUUUGUCAUCGUCUUUCAAUCCAGGGUUGUACCAUUGGAGAAUAAGAAAUAUUCGUAAUGGUGUAAAACCGAUCUUCAGAACGUUAGGUAAAAGUAAUUUCCGAAAAAGUGUAUGAGAGUAUUAAUUUCGUAGAGGUUUUCAUUAAGAGACUUUCUUGAUAAAGUAGCCUUAUAAUUUAAUUCAUAUUUUAAGUUAUAGAGUAAAUUUAAUACAAAGUUUAAUUAACUUCCACAUUUUUCCUUUGAGAGUUUAGUAUAAAUUUGAAAGGGCUGUUUUAGGUUUGCUUAACAAUCUGUUACAUACGGAUUUUAGUUGGACGGUCUCAAUUACUAAAAAACUAAUUUCGAACACCAAUGUCAAAAACUAUCUCAUCAAAAUGAGGACAUGGUGUGUUAUUUAAUUUACAAGACUGAUUAUGCUUACAUUUAUAAGUGUUAGGGAUCUACAAUACGCUUUGAAUGUUUAGUUAUCUAAAAAAAAUUACUAAAACAGAAACAGCAUGCGAGUGCAAAAGUUAAACAAUAUAUCCGUUUGAAAGACUGCACUAAAUUUGAUUACUUUCUAAACGGCAAUUGAUGAAAAAUCAGCUCAUCCCUCGAAAAAAAUUUAGUGUAGAGCGACAACCUUCGAGGUUCAUCCGAUAAUCACAAAAAAGACUUUUAUUCUAACGUUCAUUUAAAAAGCUUCAUUAAGCUAAGAAUACAUGUACAGCGUUAUACAACUCAAGAUAACUUGGUGUUAUCAACUGAGUCUAUGGUGUAAACGCCACCGAAAGAGUUCCUAAGUCUAACGUUUCAAGCGGUAGCCCUUCGUGAGCGCAAAUGUAUGACUCGAACGACUACAAUUGGAAAAACAAUAACAAAUUUUGUUCCGCAGUUAUUUAUUCACACGCAGUCGCUAUCGCUUCUUUAUCACCUUUGGCUGUGUUAGGAAACGCAAUCAUUUUGGCGACAAUUUGGAGGAGAACUUUUCCACGAACAACCUUUCAUAUCCUUUUGAGUGGAAUAGCAUUAAACGAUCUUUGCACAGGACUCAUUGCUCAGCCGUGUUAUGCAGCGAGCUUUCUAAUAUCUCCAACGAAGCAUUGUAAGGUAAACGAUAAUCCAAAGCUUGCUGCCUUGAAUACAAUAGGCGAAGCAACUGCCUAUUUCUUCGUCUCCAUUACCAUUCUGACCAUAACAGCGAUGUCCAUUGAGCGAUGGCUGUACAUGUCUCGAAGAUCCUUCAUCACAUCCCGUCGUAGAUAUUUUAUUAUAAUUUUGGUGCUGUUCCUCCCUAUUCCCAACGUUGUAAUUCGGGUUUUGAUGCAACACAAUUUCCAUUUUGAAAAAAUAUUUGAGAUAAAUACAACCUCAAAAAUUUCAUUUUGUUAUAUAAUCAUAUCAUUCGCUUAUUAUAAAGUUUUUAAGAUCAUUCGACAUCAUCAAGAGCAGAUUAAAGCCAGCGAAGUUUCAUCUCAAAGAUUUGGUCAGAAUGCAAUAAAUCUGAAAAAAUACAAGAGAUCUGUAGCCACCAUGAUAUAUAUUUUAUUGCUGUUCUCUCUAUGUUUCAUACCAUUAACUGUGGCUGUUCCUGUCGCUUACAAUACACGUUCGAAAGCUGGAAUGGUCGCCGAAAGUGUGUCUACUGUGCUUCUAUUUCUAUCUUCUUCUCUCAGCCCAGUUUUGUACCUUUGGAGAAUGAGGGAGAUUCGGAAUGGUCUGAAGCAACUGUUAACCAUACACAGGUAGAAAUCCGUAUCAACUUUAAGUGACACCAAUUUCUUUUAAUCAUUCCAUUUCGACUGCAUUAUGCUACAAUUUAAUGCCACCACAAAAAUUGUGUUUCCGCAGAUAUAUAGUUCAUCUGCCUGAUUUAAUGGCAGCGUUUAUCAAAACUUAUCAAAAAAAUGUUAAGGAAUCUGUAGAGAAUCAAGGUUGUCUUAGUAACUGCUGGAAAACCACUGGGCAUGGGUUAUUUUGAGGAACACAACGAAGAAAAACUCCCAUGAUAUUAUUCAGAACAUUUAUAUAAUGUUUUCUUGUCUUUUUAAGUUUACUUGUAAAGUUAUCUUGUACAGUCAUGAUAAUGAUAGCAGUAAAUACAAUUACAACGCCAAGAUAAAAAAUAAAAUGAAACUAUUUCAUUUAAUAAAAACCCUGCCCUGAUGUUGGUUCUUGCUUAGCAUGAUGUUUGAAGUUCCGUGAAGCUUGAUAUUCCUUGCACAGCAUUCGAAAAUGAAAUGAAGGUUCUGUUUAUAUGAAAAGCUAAAUUAUUCAUGCACUUUGACUGGUUCAUAGAUACAUAUCAUCUAUUGGAAGACAGACACAUAACUGACACCACUAUUUACAAUAUUUUGCUUUGUCAUCAUACAAAACAAAUAGAUUCCAUGUUGCCGUUAGUCUGUACAGUAGUAGAUCACAAUAGACGUCAAAAUUUGGUAAGAACAUCAGUGACAUACUCGGCUGCUUCUCGUCAGUGAGCCACGUUUUUGUUCUAAUCUCCUUUUGGAGUCAUCAGUGGUUCAUCACCAAACACGCCCACGGCACCAGCGCUUUUACUUCUCAUGCAUUCCACUGUAAGUUAUAGAAUUGAAGUUUAGUAAUUGGACAUGUUGAGCUGGCUCAUGUUUCGUUUGGGUAUUAGCGCAUUGCUGCAGUCCAAGAUCCCUUGUAUUGUGCUCACGGAGCUUGUCACAACCGAGAAUGUCUCUAAAGCCUUUUCGAAAGGAUUCAUUAAAUACCGCGUAGACAAAAGGAUUUACUGCACCGUUGAAUAUCUUCAACAAAAUGAUAAAAGGAAGCAGCCAUAUCGGUGCUUUCAUCGCUAGCUGCUUUGCGAAUAGAUGCAGCCACGAAAAAACAAAUUGUGGCGCCCAACAUAUGAAAAAGAUGACUAUCACUGUGAUCAUCAUAAAUGUGACUCUUCGCGCCGUGCGAUUUGCUAUUUGCUGUUGCCGGGCAUUGAAUUCUCCUGGCACUUUCCUCUUCCAGAGACGAUAACUGAUCAGGGGAUAAAGAACUGACAUUAACGCAAACGGUAGUAGAAAACAUGACGCAAGUAUAAUGAAAUUGGCGUGGGAUAUCGUAGCACUACACGUAGUGUUCCCUGACUGACUGGGUAUUUCAUCUAUUUCUAACAAAGUACCAACGGGCAGCAGAAAGGACGUUGCCCAUAUGACCGGAAUGGUUAUUUUGGUCCACUUUGAGCAAGACUUGUGUUUCAGGGGUCGACUGACUGCCAUGAAGCGAUCUAUUGUUAUACCAACCAAGCUAAAAAUACAUGCAAGAAAGGAAACCAAACCAAUGUACAGGCUUGUUUCACAUAAAACUAUUCCAAAACUCCCGAUGGGCCAAACUGAUUUAGGGAGCAAAUAUUUGAUUAACGAAGCACCAGUCCAAGACGCUAUCAACAAAUCUCCGCACGCCAUGUUGAGUAUCAGGAGAUAAGUGGUAGACUUCAUGUUUUGGUUUUUCCUAACAACGUGAAUGACCGACGAGUUACCAGUGAAGGAGAAAAGAGACAGCACACCCGUAAGGAACGAGAAUGCUACUCUGGAACUGAGAGAAUGGUCCAGUGACCCUGCUGGAAAGAAAUAUAAAUAUGAACCAAAUCAAUUCUGGAUUGAUAUGAUUCUGAGAUCUUCUGAGAUUUGAAAUAAAAUUAUCGAAUAACGGUCUAAACAUUUCAUCAAACGUUACUGGAAGUAUUAAUCUCUUCUUAUACUGAGAUACCAUUUAUGAGUGGAUUUUGUAGGUGAUCGAACAAAGAAAGGUCUGGAUGAUAUUCUAAGGAUCUCAUGUGACACACGUCAGUACAACUUGAAUCAUCAAUGCUAAGAGUCAUCUAUGUGGUUAGAGAGCUCUUGAAUAUUCUGAUCCUCAAAGUACCUCAAAUGACUCUUGUUUUGUCCUAAAUUAACAUCAUCUAGCAGGAAGCAUACCACGGAGGGUCUGUCAUAACUGUUACAGAAAGUUUUUGCUCAUAGUUUUUUCUCAUUGUCUAGACAAAAUGACAUUUACAAUGAAAAACAGAGUCUAAUUCUCCGCUCUAAACUUCACUUGAUAUUAGUCGUAUGAGUGAUUUUCACAGCCGAGUUCGAUUAAUAUCUUCACUUAUCUUCAGUUUUAUCUUUUUUGGAUACACAAAGAAAACGAAAUCAGUUCUCGUCCAAUUUUGUUCGUAUUUCAAAGCUAAAAACCGAACCAAAUUACUUUCGCUUUACUCUGCCAGCAAAUUUUUAAAGGAUAGUGACUCUUCUAAGAGUAUUAUUUUUCACCGUAUCCACUGUCGACGCACUUUUGUUGCUCAUCCUCAAUACCUUUUCUGUUUGCUUCUCCUGCUUGCGGAAUGAGAUAUGUGUGGGCUUCUGCGUACUUAUUUCUUUCCCUCGAAUCCUUUAAUCAAUAUGCUUGCAAAUUGACCCGGCGAGAGCUUUUAAUUGAUUUCAGGUUCGAUUGUUUGCCAGGUAUCGUGUGAUGUUGCAUCCCAAACCAUGUUGAACCUUAUCUAAUUUAAGCGACGUCAAAACUGCGAAGGCAAGAUAUACGUUGCAUGCAAUUCUUUGGUAAAAUAAAACAAUGACGAAAAUUAUAGAUUAUCUUUGGGACUUAAGCUUUCUUUUAGAUUGAUUUGAAGUUGAACGAUUAUCUGUCAUGGUAAACUACACCACACUUAGUAUAAUUGAAUGGUCUGUGAAAGUUUUAUGCGAAUGCGGAAGCUUUUCUAUAGACGUGUGUUUAUUCAUGAUUAACAUGUUUAUUGCCCCUACAGAAGCUAUCUAGCAAAGUUUUAAACUUAUUCAAUUAUUUAUUCGCACAGAAUCCUUUUGUAAUAAAAAAUAAUUUGCUUAAGGUAAUUGGAUCACGGCUCUGUGAAAAAUUAACCCCAAUAUUAUUUUGCAUAUGAAAGCAAAAUUGCACCUGUCUUCGAUACGCAAAUGCAUCUACACCCUAUAUAUGAUCUUCUGUUCAAACCGUCCUUUAGUUACUGAGCAAAGGUUUAAAAAAUAAUUGGAGAAAAAAGAAAGGCUUCUGUUUCUAGGCACAAGACAUGAAACAGGCCUUAAAUUUUUGGUCGGCUGAUCAGUUGAUGAGAUAUGAAGAUAAGAGGCUAUUGUAUUGGGUGCUUUUUCCGCGGCACUAAAUCUUCCCGGCUGCCAUGGAUAACAUAACCUCAUUAAAUAAUUGCGAGUUUUCUUGAGUUACUUUUGCUCAUCGACUGCGUUAUAAGACGGUCAAUAAAAUAUCCAUAUAUGUGCAAACAUGUUUUUAUAAAAAUCUUGAAGUUGUUAGGCAAUAAGGAAAGGUGUCUUUAAACUAUUUACAGGGGUAGAUUUCUCCUUGUCUCUAGCGCAAGACAAAUUAAGCAAAAUUUCUGUUCCUAACAGGAAUCGAACAUCAGACCUUCGGAUUCCGUGCUCUGUUGCUGUGCAAGUAACCUGUAGGAAACUAUUUGGUUCGCUAGGAUCAUCACUAGGUUUAUUUAUUUAUACAACAGCUAUUCCGGUUAAAAAAUUGAUUAUCGGCAGGAAAGUCAAGUUAUCUGUUGUCAACACAUUUGUUGAAAAAUUAUGGUUUGGUCAAUAAAACCCCUGGCAAAUGAACUUCGAUCUAAGCUUCUUCUAAUCGCCACUCAACCAUUUUAUAGACAUUUUUUGCUUCUCUCUCUGUUAUUUGCCUUUUAUUGUUUCUAAUUCAGUAAAUUAAAGAUAACUAUUGAAGUGACAAUGGUGCUCGUAAUUCUGUCUUCGUCUCUUAGUCCGGGGUUGUACUUUUUGAGAAUGAGGGACAUCCUGAAUGGCCCUAGUUAGCUGUCAGCCAGAUAGGGAACCCGAUCUUUUCAACGCAUUUAUGAUUGAAAAUUGGACGGUUUUAACAUCAGCUCUUAAAAAAGGAUGUAUGUAUUGCCCAAAAUGUCCAACUCAACUUUCGAAAAUAUUCAUUUCUUUCCUUAUGAAAUUAAUUACGCAAGCAAUGACUUUCGUGACUGAUUUACAUUCAGUCUGAAAGAUGCAUUAGGUAUAACGAUUAACUUGAGAUCUUAAUGGCGAGAAAAGUUAAUAGAAGAUUAAUUCAUGGUCAGCUUCAUUUCAUUUUAGUUUACUCUGAAAGCCAUCAGUCCUCAUGCAAAAGUACUAAGCCGAUUUGUUUUAAAAAGGUUACGGAACCAGGCAGUUGCCGAAUGAUGACAUAUUUAUUUAUGAUAUAUUGAUUGUGUUUGCACCUGGCUCAAGAUGGUUUGUGAAAACCUCUCUAUACCCAUUGAAACCCAUGUAAACAUGUAAGACCCCUGAUUAAUAAUUUGAAAAAUCAUAUUAUUUUAAAGCUUGGGAAUUUCGUGAUUGACAUUGUAUUUACUCUCAACGUGACGUCAAUGAGUGAUCAAUAAAAGUUAUUGACGGUUUGUAUAUGAUUGUCGAGAUGAUAUAUCAGCGGUGCGUUUGUUCAAACGACAUCCUCAAAAGACUGAUUUGAGGUUUUUACGUUUAUUCCCCAAGCCACACCAUGUCAGAAAGUUGACAUUGAUGAAAUCUCAGUUGUCUUUUGUAGAUUGUUUAACAGCUCUAGCAUAGUACAAGCAAGUAAGCAUUUUAUAUUUCUGGUCUAGAUUUUACCCUCUGUCCGUUGUUUACGCCCGGUCUGUAGUCUGCGUUUUACACUGAACAAUUAAGUAAUAAAUUCAGUUUUAGAAAGUAAUAAAGGUUCUGACAGUAAAACUCUAAUUUUCAAUCUAUUUGAUUGCAUUCGUGUCAAUCUAUGUGGCCAACAGGAUAUCAAAGUGGGCAGGGAUAUCAUGUGUUGGCUUCAUCCCCCUUGCAGAGGGGAAUUCUGAGUGAAAUUGGUGUUUUGUGGGAAUUUGUCGUUGUCAGUAUGUUUAAGGAGUACUUUAAGGUAAUUGAAUGAAGAACAAUGUUUAUUUAACAAAUAAUUACUUAUAUAUUCUGAUCUAUGUUAAAAUGUAAGAGUGGUCUUCUUUUUCUUGGUGAAUGUCAAAAAUAAUUGUGUUUUCAAAAUAUAUGAUAAAAAGUGAUAUCCCAAUAUUUUGAUGUUUUCUUUGAAAUUAUAAAGACUUCUUACUUUUUAUGAAGUUACAACUGAAACUGAUGGUAAUUAAUGUUGGCAAACAAAGAAUUCAAGACUCGAUGUUUUACUUCUUAAACCUAAAAGAACUAAGUUGAAGUUACAACUCAACCUGAUGGCCAGCGACUUUCAUACGUAAUUCACCACUUAAUAUCAGAAAGAACUAAACAGACACUGUAAUGACAACUGUAAAUGUAACAGCUGUAAACGCUAACACGAUAAAUAUGUUUUCAACCAAUGGAAUCUCAUCAGCAGCAACAUUGUCAAUGAAUAAUUUUAAACUACGUUAUGUUGCCAUACUUUGGUGAUGUCUGAUUACCUAAAUAUCAGAUACUAGAAAGAGCUAGUUUAAGAGCUCUUUCUCGUAAGAGGGUCACAACCGAUGCUGUGAUAAAAGAAUUUGUGGCACUUGAUUGUAUAAAUCGUAAUAAAGUCGGAAUUUCUGAAGGUGGAAUAGGAGUUAAUCAGCUUUCAAUUUUUGACUUAACGUUAUAUUGUUAUAUCACAGUACUGAUAUCCUUCUAUUAUUGUUUCUCGAUCCACCUUGCCAUACAUAUACAGAGCAAAAGUCUACGUUUCUAUGCUCUUCAGACGACCACAACGAUAAAAACCUUUAUUCCCCUGACAAUGCAUUUGAUAUUUCAGCGGCAGCGAUAGUGGCAGUUUUAUCGCCGUUGGCGGUGGUGAAGAAUAGGUUGAUUUUGGCGACGAUCUGGGAGAGGAACUUUGCGAGAACUUCGUUCCAUAUUUUUCUUGGUAAACUUGCAAUGACUGCCUUUUUGGGUGAUCUAAUCGCUAUUUGUCCACAGUUCAUGAAGCUUUGUUUUUUUUGCCAGCAUUACUAUCGUUACCAUGACUUUGACGUGCUUUGAAACUUGGAUGCAGAUGUCUCGAUGAUCCUUUAAUAAAUCACUCCUUCCGAUUCCAACCGUUGUCCUUUCAUUUUUAGUUACAAACGAUCUGGCUUUUUUUUAAUAUAUUGUUUAUAGGGGUGAACUCAGGGAUUUCAUUUUGUUCUCCUGGGACAAUGCUCACUUAUUUCAAAGUUUAUCGGAUUAUCCGCCGUUAUUAUAGCAAAAUUCAAGGCGGCGGACUUUUUCAGAACUUUUAGUCAACCCGCAAUUUACUUAGCCAAGUAAAACAAACCUGUAGCAUCUAUGCUAUGUAUUUUAUUGUUAUUCUCAAUCUGUGUCUUGCCGUGUGUUAUUUCCACAACGGUACGUGAAUAUGUUAAUUCACAACGGCUGGCAAGAGACGAAGAAAGGACAGCUCUCUGCCAUGACACCAGCGAUGCUAAUGUUUUUGUCAUCGUCUUUCAAUCCAGGGUUGUACCUUUGGAGAAUAAGAAAUAAUCGUAAUGGUCUCAGUAAUACAAAUUUUCAAAAUGUUAAGGAAAACGGUUUUUCUGUCAAUUUAAAUUGAUUUUAGUCAAAGUAAUUUGCGAAAGAGAGUAUUAAUAUCGUACAGGUUUUCAUUAAGAGACUUUCUUGUUGGUAAAGUAGACUUAUAAUUUAAUUCACAUUUAAAGUGUUACAGUAAAUUAAAUCCAAAUUUUAAUUAACUUCUACAUUUUUUCUUCGGAGGUUUAGUAUAAAUUUGAAAGAUCUGUUUGAAGUUUUCCUAUUACAUACGGGUUUUGGUUGGACGAUCUCAGUUAGUGAAAAAACUAAUUUCGGACACUAAUGCCAAUAACAAUGUUAUUAAAAUGAGGGCAUUAUCUGUUAUUUAACUUACAGCAUUGAUUAUGCAAACAUUGAUUUGUGUUAGGGACCUACAAUACGCUUUGCAUUUUAAAUUAUCUUAAGAAAAAAAAAGGGAUUAAAACGGAAACAGCAUGCGGCUGCAAAAGUUAAAACAAUGUAUUCGUUUGAAAGGCUGCGCUUUAUUUCAUUACUUUCUAAGAGGAAACAGGUGAAAAAUUAGCUCAUCAGUCGAUGAAAAUUUAAUGUAGAGCGUAAAUCUUCGAGGUUCAUCCGACAGCUACAAAAAAGACUUUUAUUCUGACGUUCACUUCAAAAACUUCAUUAAGCUGCGAAUACAGCGUUGUAUAACUCAAGAUAAUUUGGCCGAUGUUACCGACUGAGUCGAUAGUGCAAAUUACAACCGUAAAGAGUUUGUAAGUCUAACAUUUCAAGCGUUAGCCCUUCGUGAGAGCAAAUGUGUAACUCAGACGACCACAAUUGGAAAGACAAUGACAAAUUUCGUUCGGUUGUUAUUUUUUCAAAGGCAACCGCUAUCGCUAUGUUAUCACCUGUAGCUGUGGUAGGAAAUGCGAUCAUUUUGGCGACAAUUUGGAGAAGAACUUUUCCACGAACAACCUUUCAUAUCCUUCUGAGUGGAAUAGCGUUAAACGAUCUGUGCACAGGACUCAUUGCUCAGCCAUGUUAUGCAGCGAGCUUUCUAAUAUCUCCAACGAAAGAUUCGAAGGUAAAGGAUAAUCCAAAUCUUGUUGCUACCUUGCGUACCGUAGGCGAAGCAACUGGCAAUUUUUUUGUCUCCGUCACAAUUCUAACCAUAACAGCGAUGUCCAUUGAGCGAUGGCUGUAUAUGUCUCGAGGCUCCUUCAUCACAUCCCGUCGUAGAUAUUUCACUCUAAUUUUAAUGCUAUUCCUCCCUAUUCUCAACGUUAUAAUUCGGGUUUUAAUACACCAAAAUUUCCGGUUUGAAAAAAUAUAUGAGAUAACUAUGAUCUCAGAAAUUUCAUUUUUUUAUGUAAUCAUAUUAUUCGCUUAUUAUAAAGUUUAUAAGAUCAUUCGGCAUCAUCAACAGCAGAUUAAAGCCAGCGAAGUGUCAACUAAAAGAUUUGGUCAGCAAGCAAUAAAUCUGGAAAAAUACAAAAGAUCCGUGGCCACCAUGAUAUAUAUUUUAUUGCUGUUCUCUGUAUGUUUCAUACCAUUUACUGUAGCUGUUCCUGUCGAUUUUAUUACACGUUCGAAAGCUGGAAUGGUCACCGAGACAGUGUCUGUUGUGCUUGUAUUUCUAUCUUCUUCUCUCAGCCCCGUUUUGUACUCUUGGAGAAUGAGGGAUAUUCGGGCUGGUCUGAAGCAACUGUUAACAAUACACAGAUAG